Kwoniella botswanensis is the source of this 1659-nucleotide messenger RNA. RefSeq lists its product as uncharacterized. Bases 1 to 1659 code for a protein of 552 amino acids. Lineage: Eukaryota; Fungi; Basidiomycota; Tremellomycetes; Tremellales; Cryptococcaceae. Gene Ontology annotation, molecular function: hydrolase activity, acting on carbon-nitrogen (but not peptide) bonds. The transcript has 8 exons. The record is from RefSeq and is a predicted model, not a curated record.
AUGUCAAAAUCAAUCCUAUUCCUUUCACCUACCAUCAUCUCGGGUGACCCUUCCAUCCAGCCAUACGAAGCCGAUGUCCUCAUCAAAGACGGUAUCAUAUCGAAAAUUUCCCCUCCAGGCAGUAUACAGGUCACAAACGAGACUGAUAUUAGAAAGAUCGACUCCAAGGGCUGGGUGCUGUCACCUGGAUUCAUUGAUUUACAUGCUCACUCCGAUUUGUACCUCCUCACUCAUCCUGAACAUGAAGCUAAGAUAAGUCAGGGAUGUACGACCGAAGUCAUAGGUCAAGAUGGUAUAUCCUAUUCACCGAUCGAUAACCCCAAACAACUCACCGCCAUAAGAGAACAGAUAGCAGGAUGGAAUGGGAACCCUUCUCCUGAAGAUUACCCCAAUUUGGGUCUAUUCGAAUGGAAAUCUGUGAAAGAGUAUCUGGAUUGUUUGGAAAGGAAUAAAACUGCUACAAAUGUCGCUUAUUUGGUUCCUCAGGGGAACCUUCGAUUACUCGCGUGUGGACCUUGGGAUCAGGUGGCUACCCCGGAAGAGAUCAAGUCGCAAGAGGAGGAACUGAGAAAAGCUAUGAAGGAAGGUGCGGUAGGGAUGUCAAGUGGUCUCACUUACACACCUGGGAUGUACGCGUCGACGUCCGAACUCGGGUCCUUAUGCCGAGUAUUGGCCAAAGAGUUCCCAGGUGCCUACUAUGCGCCUCAUCAUAGGAGUUACGGGUUCAAGGCUAUCGAGAGUUAUGCUGAGAUGUUAGGUCUCGGAAGGAUGACCGGAUGUCCAAUACACCUCACCCACGCCACGCUUAAUUUCACAGAAAACAAAGGAAAGGCUCCAAUGUUAAUCUCCAUGAUUGACUCGGCUAGAUCUGCCGGCGUAGACGUUACACUAGAUACCUACCCUUACUUACCUGGAUGUACAACCCUAUCUGCUCUGUUACCCAGCUGGGCAAGCUCUGGAGGACCGACCGAAACCCUCAAGCGACUGCAGGAUGAGAUCUCGAGAGAGAAGAUUAGGAGGGCAGUGGAAGAGACGGGAUGUGAUGGUGGCCAUGGGAUACCGACGAAUUGGGAUGAGAUCCAGAUCGGGUCGACAAAUCACCCCUCGAUCAAACAUUAUUCUGGUCGACGAGUAUCAGAAGUAGCUAAAUCAGUCAACCAACUUCCCAUCCAAGUAUUCUUCGACGUCUUGAUUAAAGAUCGAUUGGCUACGAGCUGUCUGAUGCAUAUUGGUAACGAGGAGAACGUUCGAGAGAUCAUGUGCCAUCAUACACAUUGUUCAGGGAGUGAUGCCAUCUUGCAUGGUAAAGGAACUCAUCCCAGGGCAUAUGGAACUUUCCCCAGAUUCUUAGGUCACUAUUCUCGGGAACUCGGCCUCAUCCCCUUGAACGAGAUGAUCUCCCACCUGACGUCUCGACCUGCCAAACGAAUUGGUAUAUACCCCCAUCGAGGACUUAUCGCAGAAGGAUCAGCCGCAGAUUUGGUAUUAUUCGAUCCGAAGACGAUAAAAGAUAAGGCUACGUUCGAGGAGCCGAAGCAGCGAGCAGAGGGGAUACGAUUCGUGUUGGUGAAUGGGCAGAUAGCGAUGGAUGAGGGUGUAUUGAAUGGAGGUAGGGGUGGGAAAGUGUUGAGAAGGAGAGAUGAUGGAGUAGUAUGCUAG